This is a messenger RNA of Episyrphus balteatus (marmalade hoverfly), 2057 nucleotides long. Its product is annotated as leucine-rich repeat-containing protein 28. Bases 742 to 1845 code for a protein of 367 amino acids. The transcript is spliced from 5 exons. The record is from RefSeq and is a predicted model, not a curated record. NCBI's taxonomy places the organism in Eukaryota, Metazoa, Arthropoda, Insecta, Diptera, Syrphidae. Gene Ontology annotation, molecular function: protein binding.
AAACUCAUGCAUGUGCAUACCUCGUCAUUCUACUCUAAAAAUCAUGUCAAUGUCAUCAACCACCUUGUGCACGAAACGCGAAAAUCAAUAUUAACAUCAUGAAAGAUAUAGCUACCUAUUAAACAAAAGUACAAGAGCUUCACAGUGCCAAAGCUCAGUUGCAAAUACCUAAAAGAAAUUAUCGCAUUUUUCGGAAAAAGCGACAAGUCGACUGAAACAUAGUACGUAAACGUACAAUAUACAAAUUUGUUUAGAUACAAAUUUAAGAGUACGAGUAUGUAAGACAAAAGCAUCAGUACCAAAAUAUUUUUAUUCAGAUACUUUAAUUAUUUUGUUUCAAAAUGUAAGCGAACGACGACAGCUAUUACAGAGUGACGACGCGACGCGACGUCAAGGUCACAACCACCACUGUUCGAACUUUCUUCUUAAAAAAUCAUCUGUGAUUAUAAUUAUGUCACACUAGUGAGGUGCGGACAAUAGAGAUCGUAUAUACAAAAACGUAUUUUGAAACAUCAGAUUCAUUUAUAUGGUUGCGAUUUAGAAGAUUUUAAUUAAUACUUCAGUGACUGUGAACAUGUUUAAUGAUAAAAUAAUAAUAAAAAAAAGUGAAAUAAAUUGAACAAAUCGAGAUUAAUGAAAAAUGUGCCUCUGAAUAAUAUUUCAAAAACUUAUAAUUUGAGUGAACCAUAUUUGUUUUUUAAAAAAUAUAAAUAUUUCGCGCACUCUCCAUCCGCGUGAAGAAUGAGCAAAACUGUUCUGCAUUGGAGCUACCGUGACUACCGCAAUGUUCCCAUUGAUCUGUUCCUCUACGAAAAUUUAGAGGAGGUUUAUCUUAAGGAGAAUUUCAUCACUCAAAUACCAAAAUGGCUUUUGAAUUUGACAAACUUAAAGUUCAUUCAUCUCUCUGGAAAUGCUCUCGAGGAGCUCCCGGAUGAUAUAUAUUAUUUGGAGAAUUUGGAAUUUUUAGAUGUCUCUAAUAAUAAAAUAACGAGUCUUCCUCACACUAUUGGAGAGAUGAAGUCUCUUCAAAGGCUAAAUGUGAGUGGCAACAAAUUGACUGAGAUUCCGAAGGGUAUUGGGCGUUUAAAGAAAUUGGAAGUCCUCGACAUAUGCGCUAAUCAGCUAACAUCGUUGCCAAUGGAAAUGUCGGAAUGCAGCCAUUUAAAUGAGCUUUCAAUGAGCGACAAUACUCAAUUAACAUACAUACCGGAACGUAUUGCCAAUAUGCAAUCCUUACAGUUUUUGGCGGCGGAACGUUGUGGAUUACUUUAUUUACCAGCUGCUUUGGCCAAAUUUGUUAAUCGUGUAAAUAUAUUUCAAAAUCCUUCCAUCACACAUAUUCCAAUGAUUUAUGAAACUUUUUUUGCCAGUUUCUAUGACGCAAUACAAACCGGGAUGCCAAGAAACAUUGAACAUCCUCAUUUCUUUUUCGUUCGAGAAAAAGCCAAUAACACAAAAUUAUUACUACCGUUUGGAACCUUAGAAGUCUUCCAUGUGCCUUCAGUUGAGAAUCGGAUCACACUCUAUGAUGAUUGCCUGCAUUCGUUAAAUUAUUUAAAUUUUUUCCUGCCCUUAUAUAAAAAUGAAAUACUUCUCAACUCACUGCCAACCAAAUAUAUGGGUGAUCACAUAAAAAAUGGUCCAAUUGCCCGCUGCACCCACAGAAACUGUUUCAACCCAUUGUAUACAUCAUAUUAUUUUAUGCCAGUUAAAAGGCGAAACAGUACAUCGAAGACUAUAUUUAGUUGCAACUUUUGUAGCAUGUAUUGUGCCAAUUUGUGGUCGAAGGAAAACAUUAAAAAGUACUACAGUAUCGAAUGGGAGCUUUGUGAUGCAGAUGAUUGAGUACGUGCGCUUAACUGUUAAAAAUUACAACUAAAUUAAUUUAAAAGUUUUGCUUUUAAAACUCUCUCAAAGAAAAAUUUUUAUAAAGAUCAAAAAUAAAAAUAUACAUAUAUCGACCAAUCGUAAAUAUAAAAUAUUAAUUUAAAAAAAAAAAAAUUAAAAAAUUAUUAAGUUUAAAAAAAAUGUAUUAUGUAUUUUAGACCACCAACAUC